GCGUGCGCACCGCGUAUUCCAUCCGCACAGAAACAGGUCCCGGAAUUGAUUGAGUUCCGAGGAAGUCAAUUGUUUAGGAGGCGCGCAGCAACUGUUUGAGGGGUGCGAUUUUCUGUAUUUGGUCGCUGAGAAUCGUGACUUAUGGCUGUUCCAGGUGUAAACAAGGAUAAUAUCAGAGCAGGAUGUAAGAAAUGUGGCUACCCUGGCCACCUAACGUUUGAAUGCAGAAACUUCCUACGCGUGGAUCCACAGAGGGACAUUGUGUUAGAUGUCAGCAGCACCAGCACCGAAGACAGUGAAGAUGAGAAUGAAGAACUUGCACAGGCCCCUGGUUCUACAGAUAAAAAAAAUGUCACAGACCUAGCAAAGAAAAAGCUGAAAAAGAAGAAAGAGAAAAAGCUGAAAAAACACAGAAAACGAUCUCAUUCAUCAAGUGAAUCUGAUGACAACUCAAAAGCCAAAAAACGAAAAAGUCAAAAAAAAGAAAAAAAAGCAAAGAAAUCUAAAAAGGUAAAGCAGCACAAGAAAGAUAAGAGAAAAGGGAAAUGUGAGCGUCGUUCAUCAUCAUCUUCAUCAUCCAGCACCAGCCAAUCAUCCAGCAGCGACUGACAUGUACCUGUAUACCUGCAACACUGUACAGAAUAGAUCAUUGCUUCCUUCAUCGUUAAAAGUUAUACUGUCACUAUUUGCUACUUUAGUUUAUAACCCAACACUUAAUGCAAAGCAAGGCAUGAAUUUUCUAUCAGAUGACCAAGUAUUUGAUUGAUUGGACAAUUUAAGGCCACAAAUUGUUCCAGCAUUCUAAGCAACAUAAUGAAUGUAAUUCAUAAAAAUAUGUAACAAAAACCUGCAGUGGAUCAGGUACCUACAGAAUAGUUAAUAACGGGUUGGGUGUCCGGUUGAAAGUUCCCAAUUCACCAACCAGGUGGGUGGUCCAUGGGUUCCCUGCUUGGUAUCCGGUUCAGCUGUGGGUCUAUCUCGCACUCCCCAAUCUAGUGAGUUUUUUUCUAGGGAUGCACCGAAUCCAGUAUUUUGGAACUCCUAAAUCGUGAAAGAAACGGCCCGAAUACUGAACCGAAUCCUAAUUUGCAUAUGCAAACUAGGGGUAGGAAGAGGAAAACAUUUUUUUACUUCCUUGUUUUGUGACGAAAAGUCACAAGAUUUCCCUCCCUGUCUCCAGUGUCGGACUGGCCCGGCGGGAUACCGGGAAAAAACCCGGUGGGCCCAGACCCUCAUGGGCCCCCACCGUACCAGACCCCUUCUCCCGAAGACGUCCGUGCAUGCGCAGGGUGCCAUUCGUGCAUGAGCGCCUCCAUGCAUGCGCGCUGAGAGAGGGGCCUUAGGGGGUCCUAACAGCAGUCCCAGUGGGCCCCGGGCCCCCUAGUCCGACCCUGACCAUCCCUAAUUUGCAUAUGCAGGUUCAGCCUGGCAGAAAGAUUCGGCCGAAUCCUGCUGAAGGGCAAAUCCUGAACCGAAUCCUAGAUUCAGCGCAUCCCUAUUUUUUCCCUUACCUGGUUUAUCUACCUGGAGUGACGUCACAUCUGGUCACAUGGGUCCACAGUUUAGUUGGUGAGUAAACCCAUGCAGGUGUGGGGAAGGGGCUCGUGCAUAGGGCAAAACUGAAUAUAAACUCUCUACACUGCUUUAGAAAUUGGCAUGAUUCUAUGCACCUUUUUAUGUAUUGAGUAUGUCCCUAGCAGCUCUGGGCACUUUGCUACUAUAGUAUAAAACAUCAUAUUAGCACCACCUGCUCUUUGAUCAUGACCAUUGAUCUUAAUACAUUUGCUUUAUGUUCGUUGCUUUCUCGUGUUCAGCGCGUAUGUACAUGAGCGAGCGCAUUGAGUGCAUAAUCAUUACCAGUCCUGGAUCUAUUUCCUAAUUAGUUCUUUAAAUCCAUCCCAUAAAGCAUCGUUAAUGACGUUCAUUUGCUCAUAUGCCUAAGAAAAUUGGAGCUUUAUUUACAUUUUACUGAAGGCAAACGAAAGGAAUGGGUUUAAGAAUGGAAACGGUUAUAAUCACUUUCCUUCUGUUCAGAAAAGCUGCUGGUUAAUUCAUGUGCCGGGUAGAUACUGAAAAACUCCAGGGUAAUGAAAAUAUUAAUUCAAUUUAAAUGUAAAUCGUACUUGUAACCAAGGCACCUGGCUUCCUUUUUUUUCCCCCACAGUAGGGAAUAUCUGUUCUUAUUUUUCCCUUGAACGAUGAUCAGUGGUGUCUAUUUUCUUUUUAAAGAGUGAUAUUAAAAUCUAAAGUGGCUUUGCGUUUUGGUACAGUUUUAUUAAAAGUAUUUUUCUUAUUCCUUGCAGUAGGCAUAUGUUUUAUUGCUAUAAUAAAUCCGACAUCGUGUUUGUAUUCCGUAGAUACAUGUCCCCAUAUUGUUAUGUUUUUUGGUAAUAAAAAGCAUUACUAUU
Messenger RNA from Xenopus laevis (African clawed frog), 2408 nucleotides. RefSeq names its product SREK1-interacting protein 1 S homeolog (gene srek1ip1.S). The record is from RefSeq and is a predicted model, not a curated record. The transcript has 5 exons. Gene Ontology annotation, molecular function: zinc ion binding; nucleic acid binding. Bases 142 to 609 code for a protein of 155 amino acids. NCBI's taxonomy places the organism in Eukaryota, Metazoa, Chordata, Amphibia, Anura, Pipidae.